This is a messenger RNA of Cryptotermes secundus, 2047 nucleotides long. RefSeq names its product AP-1 complex subunit mu-1 (gene AP-1mu). Gene Ontology annotation, molecular function: clathrin-cargo adaptor activity. Gene Ontology annotation, biological process: intracellular protein transport; vesicle-mediated transport. The transcript has 10 exons. The coding region runs from base 343 to 1611 and encodes 422 amino acids. Lineage: Eukaryota; Metazoa; Arthropoda; Insecta; Blattodea; Kalotermitidae. Gene Ontology annotation, cellular component: clathrin adaptor complex; clathrin-coated vesicle. The record is from RefSeq and is a predicted model, not a curated record.
AAUAUAAUGGUCACUUUAAUUGAUUUGGACAACCCAGCAUGUUGGUGUAAUUAACGUAACGCUUUGGUGAACGAAAUUUGGAUAAUCUGGGAUUUUAGCUUAUCAUUUGAGCACAUUUAUGCGAGAUAGACAUGUGAAGUGUUGUGUUCUAAAGCGGAUGGUUUCAGUUACUCAUAUUCCGUUGUAAAGUUACGUAUUUGUACAUAAAGUUAAUUUAAAAUUUGAGGUUAAUUAUGUCUUGAUAAGAAUUAUCCUAAAUUACCUGGUUCUUUGGUUAUUCAUCACUCUUUGAAAUUGGGUAGGGGGACACGGAUUGAAUGAUAAGUUCUUUUAACUCACAACAUGUCAUCUUCAGCUGUAUAUAUUCUUGAUGUGAAGGGCAAGGUCCUUAUAUCAAGAAACUACCGAGGUGACAUUGACCUUGGUGUUAUUGAAAAAUUCAUGCCUCUACUCAUGGAGAAAGAAGAAGAGGGAAUGUUGACACCAAUUUUGCAAACCUCGGAAUGUACAUUUGCCUACAUAAAAUACAAUAAUUUGUACAUAGUAUCUACGACUAAGAAGAAUGCUAAUAUAGCAUUAGUGUUUGUUUUCCUUCAUAAGAUUGUUCAGGUAAUGAUCGAAUAUUUUAAGGAACUAGAAGAAGAAAGUAUAAGAGACAAUUUUGUUGUUAUCUAUGAACUUUUGGAUGAACUGCUUGAUUUUGGAUAUCCUCAAACAACUGAUAGCAAAAUACUUCAAGAAUACAUAACUCAGGAAGGACAUAAACUAGAGAUCCAACCUCGGAUUCCUAUGGCAGUAACUAAUGCUGUAUCGUGGAGAUCUGAGGGCAUCAAAUAUAGGAAGAAUGAAGUCUUCCUUGAUGUCAUUGAAUCUGUAAACUUACUGGCAAAUGCAAAUGGCAAUGUAUUAAGAAGUGAGAUUGUUGGAGCCAUCAAGAUGCGUGUGUAUUUGAGUGGUAUGCCUGAGCUUAGACUGGGACUCAAUGACAAAGUGUUAUUUGAAAGUACGGGAAGAGGAAAGUCAAAGUCUGUGGAGUUGGAGGAUGUGAAGUUCCACCAAUGUGUCCGUUUAUCCAGAUUUGAAAAUGACCGAACAAUUUCUUUCAUUCCUCCUGAUGGCGAGUUUGAGUUGAUGUCAUAUCGUCUGAACACUCAUGUGAAGCCAUUGAUAUGGAUUGAGUCUGUGAUUGAACGUCAUGCUCAUAGUCGUGUGGAAUACAUGAUCAAAGCAAAAUCUCAGUUCAAACGUAGAUCCACUGCAAACAACGUUGAAAUUGUAAUUCCUGUUCCUGCUGAUGCUGAUUCACCUAAAUUCAAGACUACCAUUGGAAGUGUGAAGUAUGCACCAGAGCAGAAUGCAAUAACCUGGACAGUGAAAUCUUUUCCUGGAGGAAAAGAAUACUUGAUGCGAGCUCACUUUGGUUUACCGAGUGUAGAAGGUGAAGAUACUGAAGGUAAACCCCCAAUUCAAGUGAAAUUUGAAAUCCCAUAUUUCACAACAUCUGGGAUACAGGUGCGGUAUUUGAAAAUCAUUGAAAAGAGUGGAUAUCAGGCCUUACCUUGGGUACGAUACAUCACUCAGAAUGGUGACUAUCAGCUGCGCACAAACUAGAUGAAACAUUCCGUUAUUGUGUGAGUUCAGCAUCUUAUGGACACUCUUGGAGUAAUGGCAAGAUUCAACAGCAUGUCAACUUUGCAGUGGGCUAUCUGACUGUACAUAGUGUAAGAAAUAGGUGUCACCAUAUGGAACUUCUAAUUUUUAAAAUAAAAUACAGUGGAAUGAUAGAGUCUAAUUAAUUUUAGUAAGAUCAUGGUUCAUUUAUGAAUGAUGAAGCCAUUGUUUCAUUUCAUGGUGUAUUCAAUAUGUAUUUAUUUUUAAUUAUAGCUUGAAAAUAUGUGACAGUGUUUAAUAUGUAGACGAGGUCAUUUUUGCCAGUGAUAUUUGAAUCUUGCUUGCUGAAAUAUGAAAUGUUUUUGUCUUAAUUCAGGAAUUAUAGUAAUGUCCAAUUCAUUAUAAAUACAGCUUCACCCCUUCUGCAUCUCAAAAA